This is a messenger RNA of Hyposmocoma kahamanoa, 2729 nucleotides long. RefSeq names its product putative inorganic phosphate cotransporter. Gene Ontology annotation, cellular component: plasma membrane. The transcript is spliced from 11 exons. The record is from RefSeq and is a predicted model, not a curated record. Gene Ontology annotation, biological process: transmembrane transport; monoatomic anion transport. Bases 81 to 1445 code for a protein of 454 amino acids. Gene Ontology annotation, molecular function: transmembrane transporter activity. NCBI's taxonomy places the organism in Eukaryota, Metazoa, Arthropoda, Insecta, Lepidoptera, Cosmopterigidae.
ACGCGGAAAAAUGUCCAGAGAAGCAGCGCAACGAGACGAGAACCUUCGGUUGGGGCAUUCGACAUGUGCAGGCAGUUUGCAUGUUCGUCUGCAUGACGUCACUGAUCGUAGUUCGCAGCAGCAUGGGCGUCGCGGUGCUAGCCAUGACUGACAAAUCGAGAAUCAACGAUACCGGAAUUAUGAUUUACGACUGGGACAAGAAAACCCAAGGCUUGAUCCUGUCAUCGUUCUUCUGGGGCUAUGUGCUAAUGCAAGUGCCAGCUGGGUUGCUCUUGAAGAGGUUCGGUGGAAAGCCGAUUCUACAGGUGGCAGUGCUCUCCAAUGCUUUGCUCUGUGUCCUGCUACCUGUCUUGACUGCUUGGGGUGGCUGGAUGGUGGUGUGUGCGAUACGCCUGUGUGUAGGCCUCACCCAAGCCUGCCUGUUUCCUGCGUGUCACACACUGUUGGGUAGGUGGUUGCCCGAAAGUGAGAGAACCAAGUAUAUAGGAUUCAUUUAUGGAGGAAUGCAAUUAGGUAUAAUAAUAGGUAUGCCGGUGUCAGGACUCUUAGCAGAAACGAAGCUCGGGUGGCCGUUGAUCUUUUACGUGAUGGCGGGCCUGAUGGUAGUGACGGCAUUGAUGUGGCAAUUUCUAACGGCCAGUACCCCGGGAGAGCAUAGAUGGAUAACGCACGAAGAGAAAGAAUACAUUGAACGGGGGCUCAAUAUUAGUAGUGAGAAGAAAUCUCUGCGAACACCAUGGAAGCAUAUUUUUACUUCAAUACCUAUUUAUGCAAUCACGAUUGCGCAUAUCAGCGUUGGCACCGCCUUCGUUCUCUUCUUCACUGAGAUGCCCACCUACCUCGAGAAGGCGCUCAAAAUAUCCUUACGAAACAGUGCGGCAUUAUCAGGUUUGCCAUAUGCAGGUAUGUGGCUCAGCGGGGUGGUCGUUGGUAUUAUCAGUCAAAAACUGUACAACACAGGCGUGCUAUCUGCCGUUGGGUGCAGAAAGAUCUUCAAUAGCAUUGGUUCAAUCGGCGUAUCAAUCGGGCUACUGAUACUAGCGUAUUUAGGCCCGCAGAGCAGAACGAUCGCCGUCGCGUCGUUGAUCUUCGCCCUAACUAUGACAGGUUUCUACAUUUCUGGGUACAUGUUAAAUCAUCUGGAUCUGUCCCCGAAUUUUGCCGGCUUACUACUAUCGCUGACGAACUUCGUCGCCAAUUUGUUCUCGGUCGUCAUACCCAUUUUUACCAGCUUUGCCCUUAACAAUGAUCCGACGGAUCUAAAUGGCUGGCGAACCGUGUUUCUCACAAUGGCAGGGACAACGUUAGGAUGCAAUCUCAUCUAUAUUCUAUUCACUACGUCCGAUCGGCAACCUUGGGAUGACCCUGACUUUGAGAAUAAGAAAUAUGCUCGUCCAGAGGAAAUGAUCCCCGUCAUAAACAAAAAAGAAGAUACGACCUCAUGAAGAAACAAAAGAAGAACAUCUGUAGAUUUGACACUAAGACAAUUAUUAAUAUUACAAAAAUAGUAACCUUGCAGGACUACAUUACUAACAUCAUAAACAACAAUUUUAGUACCGUGACUUCUUUGUACUUUCUCACACUUUUUAUAUAUAUGUAUUUAGUAGCAAUGCAAUAAGUUCAAACAUGCAAGCUUCCUCUCUCAAGACUCCCGCGUUUUGCACAGAGUUACCAUUUAGAGCGAUAUAUUUAAAUAUAUUUUUUCGGAAUCGAUGAAAAACGAAUUACUCACUUCCUUUGAAAGAUCAUUGAAAAUUAUGUAUUGAUUUAAGUUUAUCGCGAUUUUCUCUUUGUCAAUCUUCCUCAAUUAAAUAAAAGAAGAAAAAUAAUCUCAUAUUUUUUAAUAAGGACUGUUUUGGCCAGAACUAGGUCACAUAUUUUUUUUUUUUCAUUUUGAGUUAAGUAGAUACCUUUCGAUUGUUUCUUAUAAAAUUCUAACGACAGUUAUAUUGACGUGUUAGAAAUCAAAUUUUACUUUCAGGUAUGAUAUGGUCUUGAAUUUCACAAAUUUUGAGUUACAACAUUAUUGUAAUAAUAGUGCGAUUACGUCGGAGCACACUUCAAACGUAAUUUAUUAGAUAAACGGUUUACUAGGCUAUCUACAAAUCAUAUUAACUAGUCUCGAUCAUGGUUUCUUUGUUUACAAAUGUCACGUCAGUUUGACAGCUUAAACUGGGUAUAGUCGCAGAAAGGGGGCGCUGGUGUAGUUGAAUCGGUUGAGUUAAAUCAGUCAUCUGACAUGAUCCUAUGACUUGGUGGUCGUUGGCAGUGUUGCCAUAUGAAAAUAAGAAGUGAAAUUGACAAUGAAUGACAUAAGAAGGGCUUUUUGGUGUAAGUUGCUAGGACAGUGAAGACGUACCGCUCCGCUCUCUCUGAACUUACCGUGUGAUAUUUAGUAUCCAUUUUAACUUCAUCCAUCCAUAUCAUACUUUACCACCAUAUCAUAUCAUAUCAUACUUUCGAUCUAAUUACUAUGAAAAGUGCAUAAAGCAACUAAUUGCAAUCCGCCGUCUAAAUGAAUUGACAACGAAGAGUGAAUAAUCCAAUUAUCAAGUGGUGACUGUCAAGAGGGUAUUUCUUUUGACAUCUCCCUUUCCGGCCUUAACUCCAACAUAAUAUAUUUAUUUUUAUAUGAAAGUAAAAUCGGAAGAAUUAUCAAAGUCACGGAACAAAAGUUGUUGUUUGUGAUAUUAGUAAUAUGGUCCUGUGAGGUUGUUAGUACAAAUAAC